Messenger RNA from Thrips palmi, 6651 nucleotides. RefSeq names its product HEAT repeat-containing protein 1. The transcript is spliced from 24 exons. The record is from RefSeq and is a predicted model, not a curated record. Lineage: Eukaryota; Metazoa; Arthropoda; Insecta; Thysanoptera; Thripidae. The coding region runs from base 157 to 6594 and encodes 2145 amino acids. Gene Ontology annotation, molecular function: snoRNA binding. Gene Ontology annotation, biological process: maturation of SSU-rRNA from tricistronic rRNA transcript (SSU-rRNA, 5.8S rRNA, LSU-rRNA); positive regulation of transcription by RNA polymerase I. Gene Ontology annotation, cellular component: t-UTP complex; 90S preribosome; small-subunit processome.
GCAGACCAGACAGCACACGCGGUCUGCCAAGUUAGUGUUGUUUUUGAAACAAAUUUUGUAUAUUCCUUGUGGUAGCAGAUUUGGUUUACCAGAAACGGAUUGCGAUAAGAUAUAAAUUGGAUCGAGUGCCUAAUUUCACUUCAUAGUUUUGCCAACAUGGCUACAUCUUUGGCUGCUCAGCUCCAAAAGCUCCGAGCACCUCAAACUUCUAUUCUUCAUCAAGACAAGAAAAGAGCAUCUCUCCUCUUCGAUCCGAAGGAAGCAUCUAAUUAUGAUCGUCAAACUAUCUAUGAACUGGGAGUUGCGGGCCUGGAGGAACUUAAAACACUAAACGCCAGGUUUUCAGAGUUUGAAUCUUCACUCUUUGAUGUGUCUUCUCUUUCAUUUGAACGUGCCGUUCAAUCUAAGGAGGCAAAUAGAAAACUUGAUAAAAGUAUCAGAAAAUUUUUCUAUCUUUUAUCUCCAUAUUUCUUAUUGAAGCCUGCCCACAAAUCUUUAGAAUGGCUUGUUCAAAGGUUCCAUGUUCAUGAGUACAAUAUUGAUGACCUCCUUAUGCUGGCACUUCCUUAUCAUGAGUCACGCAUUUUCAUCCGAGUUGUGCAGCUGGUGGAUGUUUCUUCUGAGACUAGUCGUUGGCACUGGUUGCUGUCAAUGCAGAAGAAAGGGAUACCCCUGAGUAAAAGGACUCUAUUGAACCACAUUUCAACAGCUACACAUUUUCUUCGUUUACUAUGUGAUACAACAGUGGGUGCUGUAAAGGAACAUGGAGCAUAUGCUGGUGUUUUGUCAACUUUAUUUGGGUUCUACAGCACCACUAUACUGGGGAUGUUUGAAAGAGGCCGACGUGGUGCUACAGAACUUCAAAUGGCCACUAUUAUUGAUGCCUUACAACGUGGUCUGGGGUCACCCGUCCUCGAUUUUGCUGCUGCUUCAUACAUCAUAUUGGGCCGUCUUGUUGCCACAACUUCACUUGCAACUGAUGUUCUUGAGCGACUUGUCGACAGAAUCACAAAGGCAAAUCACAUUGAACUUCAAUUAGAAAAGGCAAUGCUGCUUGUACUCAUAUACCAAAGUCAAAAGCAAAAUGUGACAAAUAUCCCAUUUCAAUCUUUAACACGUCUUGCAUCAGAUAAAGGCACCGCUGCCACUUUUGGUCAGUUAAUAUCAAAAGGUUAUGAUGUCGUGCCAUUCCUUGUGCCUUUAAUGCGAGAUGCCAUUGAAGUCAUUAAGACUCAAAUUGUUGGUUGUACGGCCAAUUUGAAAAUUUUGGUUGAGAAUGUGUUGAAUGAGGUACAUUUCACAGAGAGUGGAGCAGAAUCUGUUGUCAGAAUGUUUAUUGAAUCAUAUGAUGUUUCUGCUUUAGAAGAGGCAACAGUACCUCUGGUAGCCACUAGUAAAAUCAAUAGCGCUGAAGAAGUUACUCAGUGGUAUGCAAAAAUGCUGAAUCAAUUGGAGAGAUCAUACCCCACUGUUUUUGACAAGGCAGUUGGUAGAGCAUUGAAGGGGCUUGGUGUUGCUCCAUCUGCAGCUGCCAAUUUGAAACGAAUGCUUGGUUUUGAGCUUCAAUUAGACUUGUUUGAUAAACUGCAUCACCAUAAGAGUGAAGUUCGAGCAGAGGCUUUGAUGUGUCUUUCUAAACAAUAUACAAGCCUUAAGGAAAAAGAUGAACAGACUUUGAAAGACUCUCUGUUUGACUUGCUGGGUGAUGACAAUCCUAGUGUUGUGUUAGCAUCUUUGUCAUUUCCUGCAAAAGUACUCCAGAGGAUACUUUCCCCUUCAACACUUAAUUCAAGACUUGUCAGAAUUCUUCAAAAUCGCAUUCCAAAAGAAAAUUCUGAUAGUAAAUGGGUUCAGGUCAUCCAAAGAGUUAUCUCAACCUUGACUGAAGCUGAUAUAGAAGAUCCUAUCCAAGAAACAGAAAGCUUGAUUGCCCUUAUGCCCCACAUGUUGUUAAAUGGAAAUUGCUUGAAAUGGGUCCUGAAAUCGUCCUUUGGAUCUCGAAAUAGCUUCUUAAAAAUGUUGAAAUCAGGAGGCAAGCAGGCAACAGAGGGAGCAUUGCUUCAGAUGAUUUCCAAUGCGAGUGGAGUUUCCCCCAUCCAAUCUGUCCUGAACUAUGGCGAGAAGUUUUUAAAGGAACGGUCAAAUCCAAAAGAGUUGCUGGAACAACAGUUUUGCCUUCUCCUCUUGCUUGGUGCAAGCUUGCCACAAGGUUUAUCUACAGAACAAAGCUUGCAAGCCCUCCAGUUGGCAGUCCGGCUUAUGGAAGGACAUGAGGUUGCUGUAGGUGUUGGAAAUCUCCUAUCCAUCCAUAGUCUCAGUCAUUGUCUGUCCCGUUGUGCAGAAGGCUAUUUACCUGUAGAAGGGUAUCUGCAUGUUGUUAAAAAAAUAAUUGUGCUAACAAAGCUUAAUAUAUCAUUUGAUAAUGGACUAUGGCUUGACAUGGAGGGACAGUCUCCUGCAGUUAUGCUAUUGGUUCAGAUUUACUGUGUGCUCUCUGAGGGAUGUGCCUCAGAAAACAGUGAAGUUCAGUCCGCGUAUGUCUCCACUCUUCAAUUGUUUUUCAAGACUCACUUCAAUUCAAAUCAAAAGCAGGUGGAAUUCCUUGCCAAUUUCUGGUCUAGCCACAGAGUGGUUAAUUGUUCCACAACUAAUCGCAAGGGGCCAUCUCUAGAAAUUCAAGUACGCUCUUUGCGUUUGGGAGCUAUUCUUCUGAGUAAAUCCAAGAAUACUCAAUGGGUUGGAAAUCUGAACUCAGGCAAUAUUGUCUUGCCUUCUCUGUUGAUCUCCUUGUGCUGUCCCACACAUUCAGUUCGUAAAGCCGCCAUAAAGCUUGUGCGAGUUUUAGGGAACUGUGUUGCUGGGCAGGAAUCCUAUGGCUUCUUAAUCCAACAAAUUAUAGGUUCCAUUCCAGAAAUAACUCUUGAUUCAGAGCAGCUGCAGUUGGUUCUUUAUACAUCCCUCUCACCAGACCCUAUUGUACAAAAAAUGUUACCUAAGGGUGUUAGUUCUAAAACUGCUUCUGAAGUGUUAAAUGGCCUUCUUGAAAUCGUAUUAUCCAAAACAACUCCUCCAUAUAUUUCAGCAGGACUCCUUCAUGUUUUAACAUCAGUAAAUUCAGAGGAUAUUUUAAGGAAGCUCUUACCACUGUUGGAUGAAAUUUUGACCAAGUGCAAAGGUUUACCAUCUUUAACCACACACUUUUCCACUAUUUUGUGCAAUGUCUCUGGCCGUCUGGAUGCCAGCACAGCACAUUUAUUUAAGUCAGAUUCUUUGUGGACUGUAAUAACAGAGCUAUUGGCCAACUGGCGCACUGUUGUUUUGAUUGGCGAAGAUAGGAGGUCCUGUCCUGCAGAAAUUGCUUGCAGUCAGGUGACUAGAGAGCUGUGGGAUGCUUUACCCAAGCCUCAGGCCCCUAUACAGCAAAAGUUGUUAACUUUAUUAAUAUCUGCUGGUACAGAGUCAGAAAAUCCUCUCGUUCUAUCAGCGGUCGGAAAAUGUGUCAAGCAGUUGUCAAUUGAUGCCUCCAUUGUAGUAGCUGAAUUGAACAAAAUGAAGGAGGCGACUGUGGCUCCAACCAAUGCUACCCAGAAAAGGCGACGUAGUGUUGUUGCCCCUCCCUCUCCACAAAUACUGGAAAUGAAAGAGUGGCGAUGUGGAAUCACCCUCUUAGAAUUGCUGCAGAACAAGAAAAAAUUGGCUAAUGUUCAGCUCUUACUUCCUGUUCUGUUUGAUUUAUUGCACAAGUGUCUUUAUUUUGAGGAGCAGGCUCCUGUGGAGUACACAAAACAACUGUUACUCUCGUGUAUACUGCAUUGCUGUCAAAAGUUGUCACCUGAUGGAAAACCGAUAUCGACAGACAUUGUACCUACCCAAGUUCUUGAUGUUGAGGCUGUUGUCCACUGUGUUAGAGGCACUCAAAACCCUCAAACUCAUCAUCACGCUCUGCUCCUCCUGGCUCACAUGGCAGCAUUGGUACCAGAGCAGGUGUUGCUCAACAUAAUGGCCAUUUUCACUUUCAUGGGAUCUCUAGUCCUUCGCCAGGAUGAUGCAUAUAGUUUCCAAAUUAUUACUAAAAUAGUAGACACUAUCAUCCCGAUUCUCAUCAAGGCUAGUAACAGUGGCUCAUUGUCUAACAGUGCAGCCUUACAUCUGGACACCACAAUCGCAUCAGUCAUGCGAGUAUUUGUUGACGCCUUGCUCGACAUUCCAGAGCACAGGCGCUUGUCUCUUUUCCACCGGCUGCUCACUACAUUGGACCCUCAACAAUACCUGUGGUUGUUCCUGUGUCUUGUCAUGGAAAGUCACGCUGUGCAUCAUUCAGAAUCAGCCAAUGAUAACAACAAGAAAACAAGAGGGGCUGUUGAAGCCCCAAAACGAAUUGAAGUGGCUCUGCAAAUUGUCACACAGUUUACUCCAGUUACUAUUCUAUCUAAUUGUGUCAGGCUUCUACAAUAUAUGCUAUGCCUACCAGUUGAACCAGGCGCUGAACACAGGAAACCUCUUUACAAGAAGUCACCUGCUGUUGAAAAUUUGGAGAAGUUCAAAGUGAAAUCUUUGUUUGAUGUAAACAAUCACACUCCCAAGCAGCUUCGUCAUUACAAAUAUACUAUUGUAACUUUCCUGUCAGCCUUGCUGUCUUCCCUACCAUUUGUGAAUCAGAUUACAAGCCUAGAUGAUGAAGGUACCGAUGGAUUAGUGUCAGUAUACAUGGAAUUUCUAGAGGUACUUUUAGCCUUAAUCCAAGUCUUUUCUCGACAAUCUGAAUUGUCCAAUGGAUCUCCUUCAUUCAAAUAUUGGAGAGUUAUGUUAGCACAAGCAUAUGACAUCCUUGACAAGGUCAAUGCCCUGUUGCCCAGUAAGCUUUUCCUCAACAUUGUUGGUGGCCUCAUGACAAAUGAAAUGCCUUCUCUGAGACGAAAGGCGAUGGAAUUGUUAAACAGUCGCCUGUCAUCUAGCCAACGAGAAGCAUUUAUUUCAUCCUGUGAUAGCCAGGAGAUAUUAGCUUUACUGAAUCCAUUAGUGAAUGUUGUCUCAUCAAUUGAUGCUCUUCAAACAAGUGAACUCAAUGAGGAGGUCUUUUUGAAUCAACAGACUGCUUUGUUAUCUAUAAAAUACCUAGCCAAAUAUCUUGCAUAUGAAAACUACAGUAGAUUCAAACCACUUUUAGAACAUAUGACAUCCCUCAUACACAAGGGGCAGAUGAAAAAUAGCAAUCUUUUAGCCAGUGUUGUACUGUGUGCUGCUGAGCUGUGCAGCUCUCUCCGGGCUCAUGCUAUUUCUUCGCUGCCUCUGCUCAUGCCUGCAUUUAUCAAGCUGCUGGCCUCAGAAAUAACUGAGGUUCCUGAAGUGGUCCAAGUGAGUUUGGCAGCAUCCAUGUUCAGAAUAGUGGAGAGCCUUGCGCCCUUCAUUAGUCCAUACCUCCAUCCUCUACUGGUGGAGCUUUGCGCACUGUCAGCGUCUCAUUUCAAGGACGAUGAAGAGCAGGGCCGAGUGGCUCAAAUUUCCGUCAGACUGAAGAGUACUAGACAGAAAAUUGCGUCCUCUAUACCUACACGUGUAUUGGUGCCGGCUGUGGAAGGUGCUUACAAGGAUCUAGUCUCACGGAAGCAGCUGGAUGGUAUAGCCCCCUUAAUGACUGUGCUGGCUGAAAGUUUUGCUGGACUUGUUAGUGCAGAUUUGGUUGCACUGCAGAGCACUCUUACUGACUUUUUCCUAAGUGCUCUUCAGUUCCGAUCUGUAUGUGGUCCUGACGUAUCUUCUGAUCAAGUUGAAGACGUAGAAAGCAAUGUUAUAAAGGCCCUUGUAGCUUUUGUUUUAAAAUUAUCUGAAACAUCAUUCAGACCCUUGUAUAUGAAAUUCUUUGACUGGGCCACACGCCUUAAGGAGGACAAAGAGCGAACCAUCACAUUCUACAAGUUAUCUUUUGGUUUUGCUCAGUGCCUUAAGGGACUUUAUGUGUCAUUUGCUGCUCAUUUCCUGAAAAACGCUGCUGUAUUGCUGGACCACUGCAACGUUUCCAAAAUUGGGGAAAAAGAGGAUGAGGAUAUGGUAUCUCAGGAAGCAAAAGGCUCUCGAUACGAAGAGCUAUACUUUGGCAGUGGGCCCAUGGCAGAAGAGAAGUCUUCAUUGUUAGUGACUGCUAUUUUAAAGACUUUGCACUGUGUAUUCUUGUAUGACUCUCAGAAUUUCUUAAGCAAUGAAAGAUUUGAAACAUUAAUGCAGCCCAUUGUAGACCAGCUGGAAAAUACUUUGGGUGGAGAGGCAGGACUAAGGCAGCGUGCAACUGAAAUAGUUGUUCCAUGUGUGACACAAAUGGCCCUUGCAUGUUCUGAUGAUACACUUUGGAAACAGCUUAAUUAUCAGAUCUUGAUCAAAACUAGAAAUUCCAACCCAAUGGUACGCUUGGUGUCUCUUGAAGCUGUAUGUGGUGUAGCUCGGAAACUGGGUGAAGGUUUCCUCCCAUUGCUGCCUGAGACAGUUCCCUUCUUGGCCGAAUUAUUGGAAGACGAAGAGGAAUCCAUUGAAACCGCAUGUAGAAGAGCUGUUCAAGACCUGGAACAAGUGUUGGGGGAACCUAUUCAGAAAUACUUUUAAGAUAGUAGAAAAAUAUAUUUCUAUGAAAAUGAACUAAUAAACGAACAAUAAGCAGAA